AUGGCAACUCCCGAGUCCCCUUUACACCUCAUAGUUAUCGGUGGCGGCCUCUGCGGCCUGUCAGCUGCGAUCGCAACCCGCCUCGCCGGCCACAAUGUCACAGUCCUAGAAUCCGUACCGGCCUUCCGCGAGGUAGGCGCCAGCCUCCAAAUUACGCCCAACAGCACACGCCUCUUGAAGGCAUGGGGUCUAGCUGAUACUCUAGGUUCUAAAGCUGCUACUCCCAAAUACUUCCGCAUGCGCAGGUACAACGGUGACCUGCUCGCCGAACGCACUCAGUAUACAGAGGAGAUAGAAGGUCGGUAUGGAUCACCGCUGUUGUGUCUGCAUCGUGCGGAUUUACAAGUCGCUAUGGCAGAGAAAGCGAAGGAGUUGGGAGUUGACAUUAAGCUUGGAUGUAAAGUUGAAAGUGUGAAUUGGGAUGAAGAACAGGCCCGAGGGCCAGCAGAAGGUGAGAUAAGCGUAAGUAUAGAAGGGAGUGAGCAGGUGAGGGGAGACAUUGUGCUUGCUGCGGAUGGUAUUUGGUCAGAGACCCGUCAAUAUCUGCUAGGAAAAGACAUAGGACCAAAACCCACCGGCGAUUUGGCGUACAGAAUCCUGCUAGACAGAGAGAGCAUCACAGAUGAUACACUAAGAACCUGGUUGGGUUCUCCAGGUAUCAAUAUCUGGGUUGGACCUGAGGUACACGCGGUGGGUUAUAGUAUCAAAGGAGGUCGAUGGUUGAAUCUAGUGCUUCUGGUGAAAGAUAACUUGCCGGAAGAUGUGAUGAAGGCCGAAGGUGAUUUGGCUGAAAUGAAGGCAAUAUUUCAAGAUUGGGAUCCAAUUCUGACCCAAUUCUUGGAGCACGUGGAGAAGGUCGAUAAAUGGCGCCUGAAUUAUCUCGAACCGCUGCCUUUCUGGAAAUCAAAAUUAGGAAGAUUUCUGCUAGCAGGAGACUGCGCUCAUCCCAUGCUACCUUACAUGGCACAAGGCGCCAACUCUUCUCUAGAAGAUGGCGCCACAAUUGGAGUCUUGCUUUCAAAGGUUAACCGAAGAGACCAAAUCAGCGCUGCGAUGGCAAUGUACGACGCAAUCCGGCGACCCCGGAUUGACCAGCUUGUCCAAGAGACAUUCAAGCAGGGCAAGGAACAUCAUCUGGCCGAUGGAGCGGAGCAAGUCAAAAGAGAUCUGUUGCUUAGAAAGUCCUUUGAGAAGCCUACAAAUGGAGAGAAGACAUGGACACAUCCUAAAAUCCAACCUUGGAUCUAUGGAUAUGACGCAUAUACAGAGGUAGAGAAAGCAUACGGCCUGCAUCCUUUCUAA
Talaromyces marneffei is the source of this 1302-nucleotide messenger RNA. RefSeq lists its product as uncharacterized. NCBI's taxonomy places the organism in Eukaryota, Fungi, Ascomycota, Eurotiomycetes, Eurotiales, Trichocomaceae. Gene Ontology annotation, biological process: secondary metabolite biosynthetic process. Gene Ontology annotation, molecular function: FAD binding; monooxygenase activity. Bases 1 to 1302 code for a protein of 433 amino acids. The record is from RefSeq and is a predicted model, not a curated record. The transcript has 5 exons.